Messenger RNA from Neolamprologus brichardi, 3113 nucleotides. RefSeq names its product galactosamine (N-acetyl)-6-sulfatase (gene galns). Gene Ontology annotation, molecular function: arylsulfatase activity; N-acetylgalactosamine-6-sulfatase activity. The record is from RefSeq and is a predicted model, not a curated record. Lineage: Eukaryota; Metazoa; Chordata; Actinopteri; Cichliformes; Cichlidae.
GCUCAUAUGACUUCUGCACAGCCAUGGGAAGAAUGGUUACUCUAACUCUGAUAACUUUUUUUGGAGCAAUAAUAUGUUGUUCCUGGACAAAAAACCUACCAAACGCUCCAUCUCCAAACAUCAUCAUCAUGCUCAUGGAUGACAUGGGCUGGGGGGACUUGGGGGUGUUUGGCCAGCCUUCUAAAGAAACCCCCAAUCUAGAUGCCAUGGCAGCUGAAGGGAUGCUCCUACCAAACUUCUACACUGCCAACCCACUCUGCUCCCCCUCUCGAGCUGCACUUCUCACUGGGAGGCUGCCCAUCAGAAAUGGUUUCUACACUACUAAUGCCCGUGCCAGAAACGCAUACACACCACAGGACAUAGUAGGAGGUAUAUCCAAGGAUGAGAUUUUGUUACCCCAGCUGCUGAAGACAAAGGGCUAUGUCAGCAAGAUAGUUGGGAAGUGGCACCUGGGCCACAGACCAAAGUAUCUUCCUCUGAAGAACGGUUUUGAUGAAUGGUUUGGUUCACCAAACUGCCACUUUGGCCCUUAUAACGACCAGUCGAUACCAAACAUCCCCGUCUACAACAACUCUGAGAUGCUCGGCAGAUUCUAUGAGGACUUUAAGAUUGACAGAAAGACUGGAGAGUCAAACCUCACACAGAUCUACCUGAUGGAAGGUCUUGACUUCAUACUUCGUCAAACUAAAGCUCAGCAGCCCUUCUUCCUCUACUGGGCAGUCGACGCCACUCACGCCCCCGUCUAUGCCUCCAAACGCUUCUUAGGGAAGAGCCAGCGAGGCCGCUAUGGCGAUGCGGUGAUGGAGCUGGACUACAGCAUCGGUCAGAUUUUGAAGUGGCUGCGAACUUUUGGUAUUGACAAUAAUACCUUUGUGUUCUUCACCUCAGACAACGGUGCAGCUGUUAUGUCUGGCCCCAAUGAAAGUGGCAGCAACGGACCCUUCCUCUGUGGGAAGGAGACCACCUUUGAGGGAGGCAUGAGAGAGCCUGCCAUUGCUUGGUGGCCUGGGCACAUCAAAGAAGGCUCAGUGAACUUCCAGUUGGCCAAUGUCAUGGACCUGUUCACCACUAGUCUGGUUCUCGCUGGCAUCAACCCUCCUGAUGAUCGAAUCCUAGACGGACUGGACCUAACACCUGUUUUGCUCAACUCCUCCCAGCCACUCAAAAACAGGCCAAUAUUUUAUUACCGUGGGAAUAAACUGAUGGCUGUGAGGCUUGGACAAUACAAGGCACACUACUGGACCUGGAGCAACUCAUGGGAGGAGUUUAGACAGGGCAUAAACUUCUGUCCGGGUGAAGAGGUGCCAAAUGUGACUACUCACGAGCAGAAGGAGCACACACUCCAGCCACUCAUUUUCCACCUGGGGCGGGAUCCUGGAGAAAAGUUCCCUCUCAGUGUUCUUUCUAAGGAGUACCAGGGCGCUCUGAGCGGGAUAUCUGCAGUUGUGCAGCAGCAUAAAGACACUCUGGUGCCCGGCAUUCCCCAGCUCAACAUGUGUGACAGUGCAGUGAUGAACUGGGCCCCAGCUGGCUGUAAGAAGUUGGGAAAGUGUCUGAAACCGCCCGAGUCUAACCCCUGGAAGUGCGACUGGCCACACUGAGAGCAAAAGUACUGGACGCCAACAUGAGGAACUAAAACCUGAAGAUGUGCCAAGCCAUAGAAUAGGACACAGCCUCUGUGUGUAAAGGAAUGUAUUUUUAAACUCUUUGUGUUUUUGUACAAUGUUUGAAGAAAAGAGCAUUCGGUCAAAUCAGGGAAACAUGUUUGCAAACUAUGAUUGCAGUUAUUUUUAUAUCUGUGUGUUUUAAUCUGCCAACUCUAUUUCAACUUGCUAUGGAAUGGAUAAAACAGAUUUUACUGGUGUAGAUGAAGGAUGCCAAACUCAUUUUACAUUGUGAGCCACAUACAUCCCACUUUAAUUUGAAGUGGGCCAUACCAGUGAAACUUCCCUUUCUGUCUUUAAUUACACAUUUAAUCCUUGAGAUAUCUUAAUAUGAGCAAUAGAAGUGCAAUUUCAGCAGCAUUUAUCAGGUUUUUUUCUACGUGGUAAAGAACUGCUGCUCAAGUUAAUGAAACAAGUCUGUCAGCACUCUUACACUGUAAGAAAAAAAUUGUAUGGGCUUAAAUUGUGAGAAAUAUGUAAAAUUGGGUGUAAAAAGAAAACGUGUAUUUAUGUGUACAGUGCAUAGGUUUAGUGGAUACACAGGGUAUCUUGUGAAUGCAUUGUAAAACACACACACAUAAAGAAAUUCCUAUACUAAAUAUUAAAAAAAGUUUUUUUCUUCAUUAUUUCAUUUUUUAUGUAUGUUUAACUUAUGUGUCAGGUCAUUAUCAGUCAAAAUAAAGCUGUAACACCUAUAAACAUAUAGUUAAAAGGGCAACAAUUGCACCUUCCUUCACAUUUUUAAAUGCUUUUCAGUUAGGCCGGAUUAGAGUCUAUGCCGGGGUGAUUCUGGCCCCCGGGCCUUGUGUUUGACACCUUUGCUGCAGAUGGUGGGUCCUUGUCAUUAUUGUAUACUGCUCAAACACAGGAAUCCAAAUUGAACACAGCAUCAUCUUGCUGGGUAACCUUUUUGUUCAGGUAUAAUACAUACCGCACCCUGAUGUGCUGGUCUCCAUAAUCAGUCCAGCCACAUACAUGCAUCCACCAAAGCAAACCUAGUGCACUUCACAACAUGCAAAAUCCAAAGGUAGUGUCACAGCGUGGGGGGUCCAGAGUCCGUGUCCCAGUAGGGCAGAACUGUUUUGGUGGCAUGAGAGGAAAGGGCUUCAUACACUAUGUGCUCAUAAAGGAUUUGUUCCUGUGGCCAAAAAUAUCUGAUGGUAAUUUCAAGAGUCAAGAUUAGCUGUAUUUCUCACAUACAUAAUUAUACAAGUAAAAUCUGCAGUGAAAUGCAUAUGCACCAAUUCUAAGGAGCUUGGAAAGAAAAGCAUCUGGACUUCUUUAAGUUUCCUUGAAGACGUUUCACCUCUCAUCCCCUCAAGCCAAGACCUACACAAGCCAAGGUGUAGGUCACAGUCAGCCGAGGGUUUCGGGUGAACCCAUUGUGAAGCCCAGCUCCACCCUAUCAUGUGAUUUCCUGAGGUCAGAUGGCCCAGGAUGUGAGUGGGC